This is a messenger RNA of Sphaeramia orbicularis (orbiculate cardinalfish), 3321 nucleotides long. It is a transcript of the gene epc2, whose product is annotated as enhancer of polycomb 2. Gene Ontology annotation, cellular component: NuA4 histone acetyltransferase complex. The transcript is spliced from 14 exons. The record is from RefSeq and is a predicted model, not a curated record. The coding region runs from base 114 to 2303 and encodes 729 amino acids. Gene Ontology annotation, biological process: regulation of transcription by RNA polymerase II. Lineage: Eukaryota; Metazoa; Chordata; Actinopteri; Kurtiformes; Apogonidae.
GUGUCGCGGUGGCUGAUGGGACGUUCCUCCAUGUUUACCGAACUACCGGGCCGGUGUCUCCGUUAGACCGGUUUCUCGCGGGUUCCGGAGCGGGUUCCUUCGUCUCUUCAGACAUGAGUAAACUGUCGUUCCGGGCUCGUGCGCUGGACGCCGCGAGGCCGCUGCCGGUGUACAGGCGGGCGGAGCUGCCACAGCUGACGGACUGCGGCUUCAUCAGCCGCGCGGUGCCGCAGAUGCCGAGCGGGAUGGACAAGGACGAGGAGCUGGAGCAUCAUCUCCAGAGGGCGAUGUCAGCUCAACAGGUUUUCAGAGAAAGGAAGGAGAAUAUGGUGAUUCCUGUUCCAGAAGCUGAAAGUAACAGCACAUAUUAUGACCGUCUGUACAAAGGACAAGUCAAAGUUCCCAAACAGCUGAUCCACGUCCAGCCUCUGAGUCUGGAUCUGGAACAACCGGAUUACGACAUGGACUCUGAGGACGAGACUCUGCUCAACAGGCUGAACCGCAAGAUGGACAUGAAACCCCUGCAGUUUGAGAUCAUGGUGGACCGACUGGAGAAGGCCAGCACACACCAGGAGGUGUCCCUGGCCGAGGCCAAGCGUCUGCUGAAUGAAGACGACUACCUGCUGAAGUCUGUGUACGACUACUGGCUGAGGAAGAGGAGGAACCGGUGUCUGAUCUUUCAGGUCAAACAGGAGAACAGAGACGGAUCCACCAACCACCACGCCUACGUGGCCUUCAGACGCAGAACUGAGAAGAUGACCACCCGAAAGAACCGUAAAAAUGACGAGGCGUCGUACGAGAAGAUGCUACGUCUGAGGAGAGAAUUCAGUCGGACGGUCACCAUCUUGGAAAUGAUCAAGAAACGAGAGAAGUCCAAAAGGGAACUGUUGCACCUAACGCUGGAGGUGGUGGAGAAGAGGUAUCAGCUCAGUGAUUUUAAUGGGGAUGUCCUGAAAACGGUGGCCCUGCCCCUGGAGGAGAAGGCAGUGUACUGCGCUCCUGUUAACGUGAACAACAGCAGCCGACAUAAAACCAACGUCAAAGCCAAGAUGCAGAAGAAUCAGGUCUCCAUGAGAGAAGAGCUGACCUUUGACCCCACCAGACCAAAGAACAGAUGCACCAAAUGGGAGCGCUUGUUUCCUCCACAGAGAUUUCCAGGUCGUCUCCCCAGAGCUGAGAGCAUUUACCGAGCUGACGUCAACCAGUAUGACUUCCACAGCUCCGGAGAAGACGAGGGAAACUCCACCAUGGUGGCUCAGACUCCUCCUACCUCUGACGAUGAGAACUACCCUGAUGGAGUUUUUAUCUUCAGGAGAACAGAUGGCUGCCUGUAUCUGUCUCCUCGUUGGGAUGGUGGGCAUGUAGACAUCCAACCACUGCAUGAGCGUCACUUCCUGACCAAGCUCUCUCUUUCUCCUGAUUGGAUGGGACUGAGCCGCCGCCGGACGGGCCGAGGCGGCAGGAUUCUUCUGGACCGGGCUUCCUGCAGUCUGGAUUCAUUGCUGAACCAGCUGGACACAUAUCCUGGCUCAUGGACCAGAUCCAGGACUGUGUAUCCAAAUGAACCAGUAGACUUAGACCAGAAGCUCCUUAUGAACUCUAGCAGCAUCCCCUCGCUGAGUCAAGCCCUGAAAAACAUCCAGACCCUGAGGCGGUGCUGCUUCAGACCCAGACCAAUUCAGAAUCAGAGAAUCACUGACAGCAGGACUGCAGGACCCUCUGUGGAGGACAGGAGGUUCCUGGACACACCUGGAUCAGCAGGGGGCAUCACAGAGGAGCAGUACUACAGCCACCAGCAACAACUGAUGAAGAUGAAGAAACAACAGCUGGAACAGCUGCAGUACAAUGAAGCUAUGUCCAGAGCAACAGCACCGCUCGACCAUCAGAGAAACCAGUCCCACAGGUCCCCUGAGUCCACGUCUCGUACUCUGGACUCGGUCAGUGCUCACUUUGCGGCCUCGGCUGUGGUCAGUACUUCACCUUCAGCACAGGAUGCCCUGAGACCCCCUAAGACCACUGGAGUCCCAAACUGUCCAGGUGCCUCCAGGUCUUCAUACUCCACCUCCUCAUCUGUCAGUGGUGUGGGACUUUUAUCCAUCCCCAAACAGCAGAGUCAGGUGGGGGCCGUGUACCCCACCCACCACCACAACAUCCGGCCUUCAGCCCCCCCGCCAUCUGCCUUAAAACUGGCCACUUUGGCUGCCAAAGUCAUACCUGUCAGUGGCCUGCCCAGAGAUAUUGACGAACCUGAUCGACAACUGAAUGGACUCUCAGAGAACACACAACCCAUGGAGGUCACAUAACACCAACUCCCAUCAGCACUAGCUCCUUGGCCAUAAAUUCGAACAUAUAGAUGCUGUGUCAAAUGGACCGUACAUCAGCGCUGCCGUUGUUUUGGACCUGGAUUAAAUACAUGUUUUCAUCUCUAACCAUGUAACUGCACCAUGUUUUCAGCCAUGUUUAUGUCCAAACUUUUCCUCUGUCCUCAUGUUAAACUCAGUCACAUUUUAAACACAGGUUACAGUAUGUAAAAACAGUAUGUAUGUUGGGCACUGAGCUUUCACGAGACGGUAGAACAAUGUAAAAAUGAAGCAAACCUGGUUGUCAUUUUGCUCUUUUGUGGUGAUGAACUCCGGGCUGAGCCUGGAUGGGUGGACCUAACCCUAACCCUGCCCACCUGUCAUCAGUGACCUCGCAACAGAUUCCGAUGUCCUCAAAUUCUCUAAACUCCUUUCUCUGUCCUCAGCUCAAAUGAGUCUCCUCGAGAGGGGAUUGUCUUUUGUCCCACAUCCCACCAAAUUUGUCUCAGAGGAACUUCAAGGGGACAUACACAAAUAUCACCUCCAACUCAAACUUUCUAAUAAUUUCCAGCCCCAAUUGGAUUCCUUACACAUACCAUUUCCAAAACCAUCCACAUGAGAACCCCUCUUUACACAGAUAUAAAAACCCACACAAAAAUUAAUCAAAUUAGACAGAUGGGCCCUGUGGACAUACAACAUCCCAGAUAAUCUGUCGAGGGACGAACGCAGGGCCCUCACCCAAUUGGUCCAAAAUCCAAACAUUGUAAUAAAACCAGCAGACAAGGGCUCCAAGGUAGUCAUCAUGGACAGACAAGACCUCAUAGAAGCCAAUAGAGAACUUUCUGAUAAGUAAUAUUAUAAACCUGUAACACAAACUAUUCAACACAACACCCAAUUACAACUGUGGACCAUCAUCCAAACUCUUCACCAUGAAAAAAUACAUCACAGCUAAACAACAUGACUACCUCUUCGGCUCAGAUCAACCCCAUCCUAGACAAUUUUACCUCCUCACAAAAAUUCA